AUGCUUAUUGGUGUUAUUACAAAUCUGAGAUAAGACCUACCAGUCACGUAUACAUCGUCCACACACUGAGCCAUAAAAAUGGAUGUGAAUGUUGCAACUACUGCAUCACUUCUACCCAGAGCAAAGACAUCAGGUUCAGACAGAUCGAGUCAGUGUGAGUGAGAGGAGCUAGAAUGAUGUUACACCAGGUUUUUCUGAUUCUGCUCCUGGGCCUGGGUUUGGCAACAGCUGAGCUAACAGGUGAAACAGAGAUCGACGUUGAUGAAAACCACGACUGGGACAUUGACAACAUCAACGCAGUGGUGGGUUUGAACCUGCUGGAGGGCGAUAUCGAGCAGAAUGAAAUAUUCUACAGAAACUCCAUUUUAGGACAUGAGUAUCGCUGGCCAACAACCAUUCCCUAUUACCUGGACGACAGUCUGGACAUGAAUGCUAAGGGUGUGAUCCUAAAGGCGUUUGACCAGUACAGACUGAAGACCUGUAUCGACUUCAAACCAUGGAAGGAAGAGAAGAACUACAUCUCUGUGUUCAAAGGCGAUGGAAUCUUUGUGGCGGUCAUCGCUCAGGUCCGUGCCAUGCGAGUGCGCACGGCAGCCGGUCCUCAACAGAGCUCGGUCAAAGUCGAGAGGUGA
Molecule: messenger RNA, 632 nt
Organism: Solea senegalensis (Senegalese sole)
Lineage: Eukaryota; Metazoa; Chordata; Actinopteri; Pleuronectiformes; Soleidae
Product: meprin A subunit beta-like
Exons: 8
Coding region: 174-632 (152 amino acids)
Biological process (GO): proteolysis
Molecular function (GO): metalloendopeptidase activity
Source: RefSeq, a predicted model, not a curated record